UCCAAACUCAUGUGUUCAUUCAGUUGUCAAGCCAAGAGAGACAGAGAAGCACACGUGGAUUCAAUCGGAGUGUUAUCGUUUUGUUGUUUGGUUCCUGUCAACGGGCCAUGAUCGCCCGGUGGUUUCCACGAUGAGCACCCCAUCCGAUCAUUCCGAUUCAAGUUCGGAUUUCCCUAGCGAAUUAACCGGUCCCAUUUCGGAUUUCCACGGGGCGCUGAGCCAAUUGAACGCCCAUCUCGAUCCUUGGCUGGCCGUGGGACGCGAUGAGCUAACUUCGCAUUUAGAGCCCUUAGCUCAAGCCAAACUGGACUUGGUCUCGGCCUUUGCCCUCAAUUCCCUGGUCUGGAUGUGGAUGCGGACCCAAGGUCAAGAUCCCAAGGAAUCCGAGGUCAAAACCGAGUUGGAUCGCGUCAAAUCUUGCAUGGGACGAUUAAAAGAGAUCCAGGAUCGAGCCAAGCGACCCAAUAUCAACUUGCCGGCCGUCAAAAGAAUGGUCACCAGUGGGUUAUGGACACCUAAUUCUGAUAAAGCCACGCCCCCAUCUGAAAAUUCCAGCCCUAAAAGCAAAAGGCUGCGGAAGUAA
Molecule: messenger RNA, 583 nt
Organism: Tigriopus californicus
Lineage: Eukaryota; Metazoa; Arthropoda; Copepoda; Harpacticoida; Harpacticidae
Gene: Rrp47
Product: nuclear nucleic acid-binding protein C1D-like
Exons: 1
Coding region: 131-583 (150 amino acids)
Biological process (GO): regulation of gene expression; maturation of 5.8S rRNA
Cellular component (GO): nucleolus; exosome (RNase complex)
Molecular function (GO): RNA binding; DNA binding
Source: RefSeq, a predicted model, not a curated record